Molecule: messenger RNA, 708 nt
Organism: Hypoxylon fragiforme
Lineage: Eukaryota; Fungi; Ascomycota; Sordariomycetes; Xylariales; Hypoxylaceae
Exons: 2
Coding region: 1-708 (235 amino acids)
Source: RefSeq, a predicted model, not a curated record
AUGCGUGGCAUUGCCGAUGGCGCGGGAGUUACGCUAGAGGACAUUGUGCUGCUCAACGCACGGUACGAUCUUGCCAGAAUCGAUGAGCCCGAAGAUGAGCCCAAUAAUGGCACUAACGGUACCAACGGCAUUCACCACGACGAAGACGUGGCAAACGAAUGCACAAGCGCCUUCUUCCUAAGCCAAACCACCGCAAGCGGCAACGUGUUCAACCCGCAAAACUGGGACAUACCCGUCCUAACGCAAGCCCUCCAUGUUCCUCGUGGCGGAAGCCGGGCAGCUAGGGCGGUCAGGCAUGAACUCGUUCGGCACCGCCGUGACUGCGAACUCGCUCAUGUCGACCGGUACCCGGGGGGCAGCAGCUGGUUCCGGCGCUCGCGGCUGCAGCAGCGGGUGCGCUCUCCUGCUGCCGGGAGGGAGAUAAGCGUUGAGGGUGUGGUGCAGGCGCUGAGCGACCACCUGAGCUACACCGAGGCGCUGUGCGACCACCCGGACGACGCGCCGGUCGAUGCGGUGAUAAGGCAUUUGCCGGGGUACCCGUUCCGCAGCUCGUCGGCGACGGUCGCGUGUGUGCUGUAUAAUGUGACGAAGCGCCAGGUCACGGUGUGUAAGGGCCCGCCGUGCCAGGGGGUGUUUGGGACGUUUGAGUUGGGGGGAAUGGUGGAAAGGGGUGAUAUAGAGAAUAUAUUUGCAUUUCAGGUAUUAUAG